AUGGACCCUCACCCGUGGAUCAUGACCACAAACGUCGAGGAAAGAAUGAUGCAGCAGAUCGACGAUAAGAAGCGCCAGCUCAUGACCAGUAGCAGCCCUAUCAUCAACCUGUCAAACACUGCGUCGACCAUCGCAACCACUCCGUUCCUCCCAUCUAUCGGCAAUAUCAGUCCGGUCAACAACACCAUGACCACCCGGUUCCCGAUCGUCGGAAGAAGCAGUCUCCUGACUCCUUUGAAACUCGAGUAUUGUAGGUUCCAGGGCUGCGCUAACUUUGGCAAGAUGCAGGGCUACUGCCAUGACCACAUACAUGGGCGACCGGCCCCACACUUCCCGUCUCCGUCUCAAACCCCAUUCGUGCAGACCACUAACCCACUUCCAAGCCACGUGCUCCCGCCUUCAAUUUCCCAGCCACAGUAUCUACCGGCAUUGCGGACGAUGGUGCCUACUCGGCCCCGACGAACGGAGCAUCGUCAGCGAGUCUCCGUCUCGGCUUAUACGAGCUACGACAUGUCAAGGCAGCCCGGCAGCCCCAUGUACACUACUUCAGGGGUGACUUUCGGCACACAGCAUCCGAUCUACACAGAGCAUGCGACGUUCCUGUCGGCUCCGUUGUCCAAGAAACCUCGUGUUGUUGCUAGCCCUACACAGUCCACCGGAAGCACUAGUAGCUACAGACCAACAGCCAAGUGUCGUCGUGACGGUUGCACCAAUGACGCGAGACGCAAAGGUCUUUGCAUGGAGCAUGGCGGACGCCAUUUCUGUAAGAUGGCUGGUUGCCAGAAGUGCGCACACCGUGGCGGCUUCUGCAUCUCCCACGGCGGAGGCCGUCGCUGUGCGGUGGCUAACUGCAGGAAGAGUGCGCAGUCCGGAGGCACCUGCUACUCGCACGGAGGCGGCAAGCGAUGUGCGACGAAAGGUUGCACCCAUGCAGCCCGGAGCGGCGGCUUCUGUAUCAAGCACGGCAAGCAGCAGCAGCAACUGCAGCAGCAAGCACAACAAUGCUAA
This is a messenger RNA of Peronospora farinosa, 1008 nucleotides long. NCBI's taxonomy places the organism in Eukaryota, Oomycota, Peronosporomycetes, Peronosporales, Peronosporaceae. The record is from the annotation of a GenBank genome assembly.